CCGAGAGGGCCCCAGGAUGGCCCAAGACAGAAGAAGGAAGGAUUCCGUAGCCAUUUUGGCUCAAGCCCUUCUGGCUCAAUCCAAUGAGGCCGGAGCCAUAUUGGCUCGAAAUGUAUCAGUUCGAGGGUUCGAGUGUGCUCAAGGCAGAGACAUGGCCCCGCGAAUAGACUACGUUGCUGUUGCUUUCGGGCUGGAGAGCGUUACAGCAUAUACGGUAUAGUUAUCAUGCCUGUAUGCCGGCCUCGCUCGAAAUUUUGUUUGAAUGAUGCGCACAUGCUCGCGGGUCUGCGAGGAGGGUUGUGCCUGUCUGAUCGCUACGAGAACCAAAUGAGCUUGCUUCUCUGGCAAUGCAUCAAGGGGCAUCAGUGGAGGGCUCGAUUUCGCGGUAUCCGGCUUGGCACUUGGUGCCCACAUUGCGCCGGCAACGCACCUCUCAGUUUGAAUGAUGCCUCCCGCAUUGCAGAUUCCAAAGGUGGACUCUGUCUGUCGGUGUCGUACGUCAACAAUCACACUCCGAUACAUUGGAGAUGCGCAGUGGGGCACGAGUGGCUCGCAUCUCUCGCUAACGUAAAACAUGGGGGAACAUGGUGUCCGCAUUGUGUAUCCAGGGCACCUCUUAGCAUUGAGACCGCAAGGCGCUUGGCCGCCAUGCGGGGAGGCCAGUGCAUGUCAGAAAACUAUUUACACGUCCGGUCAAAGUUGCACUGGCAGUGCGCUGAAGGCCACACUUGGUUUGCACGGUUCGGGUCCAUCAAGUAUCAGAAGUCGUGGUGCCCCGUUUGCUUCAGGAAGCGGGCUGCAGACCGUGACCGCAUGCUUGCUAUGGCCAAGCUCGUUGCCACAGCCCGAGGUGGCAUCUGCGUAUCAUCGACUUACCAGAACAAUCGCACGCGUAUGCUCUGGGAGUGCCACGAUGGGCAUCAAUGGGAAGCGACUCUGAACAAAGUCAAAGAUGCCAAGAAUUGGUGUCCCUUCUGCGCGUCUGGCAAGACUGAGAGACGAGUGAGGGUAUUUCUAGAGAAUAUUUUUCCAGGACAUGCGUUCAGGACCCGAAGACCUUCUUUUUUAAUGGGUCGAAGGGGCAGGCCACUGGAGUUGGACGGAUAUUGCGAAUCCCUUAGUCUCGCAUUUGAGUACAAUGGGGAGCAGCACUAUAAUCCUCAAUCUUAUUGGAAUCGUCACAACAGACAUGCUUUUACAAGUCUGCGCGAGCGCGAUCAAUUGAAGAUAUCAUUGUGCGAGGCGUUUGGAGUUUGGUUGAUCAUCAUUCCAUGGACAGUCGAAAACCAUUGGUUUUUCCUUCACAUUGUUCUGCUACGCUGGUUUAAGAUUUCAGAAAUCAACUCGUUGUCUUUGACAUCCUCGCUGACACGGUGCUGUAUUGAUUCGGACAGCACAGGUAAGGUCUGCCAUGGUACACCAGGUGAUGAGUCUGAAUGUAUACAGAUGGGUGACAACACUCAUCCUGGACACUCUUUCUCCAUUCCCGUAUAAGCGAAGACGUGCGCACGUUGUCCCACCGUUCAAGGAUACGGAAUUCCGUCCCCUAUACAUGUUUUGCCGAAGCCGCUUCGAUCACAUGGCGAUUUCAGCAUUCCGGUUCCAAGGAGUAUUCUCUUUGGGACAUGUAUAUUCAUGGCAUAUGUUUGCGUCUUUUGGAGCUGAAAAGUGCACACGACGGCCCCAGAGACCUCCGAGAUGGUCCU
This is a messenger RNA of Prorocentrum cordatum, 1706 nucleotides long. The record is from the annotation of a GenBank genome assembly. Lineage: Eukaryota; Dinophyceae; Prorocentrales; Prorocentraceae.